Mycetomoellerius zeteki is the source of this 2688-nucleotide messenger RNA. Its product is annotated as putative sodium-dependent multivitamin transporter. The coding region runs from base 762 to 2591 and encodes 609 amino acids. Gene Ontology annotation, biological process: transmembrane transport; sodium ion transport. The transcript has 10 exons. Gene Ontology annotation, molecular function: symporter activity. Lineage: Eukaryota; Metazoa; Arthropoda; Insecta; Hymenoptera; Formicidae. Gene Ontology annotation, cellular component: membrane. The record is from RefSeq and is a predicted model, not a curated record.
CAUGGCUAACAUCGUGCGCGCGUGCCGCAAUCGCUCUCGACGCUUCGCGCCAGGUCACUGACAGUUUUACGUAAUCAUUUGGUGCGUCCGAACGGCGAGCCGAAUUUGCAUGCGGCGCAACCGCGGACGCGAAAAGUUCGUGUUUUACCAACGUUUUAUGUCAUGAAAUGUAUUGCGCGCGAACCGCAUCGACGUUACCGCACGUGUUCGGAGUAGGAAAAGUUUCGAUAUCACGCGAGGUGUGAUAUCAGCACGCGCGAAACGCGGAGCUGAUAUUAAAAUUUGCUGUCACGUGGUUUACUUGUUGCUUGAUACUACUUGAUUACAUGCGAUAGAAAUCUCUAUGACGAGGAAAGAAUGCACUUUAAGAAUGAAGGAAGGAGAAUCUUCCAUGAGCUUAUGACGAAAUCAAUAAUUGAACAAGAUAAAUAGGCAUCAUUGCCGCUUGCAUUCCGUUAGUUGCAAAUCUGUUAACUGAUAAAGUUAAUUCUGUGUUGCUAGCUUGUUGAAGGUCGAGUAGAUUGUAAGACAAUAAAAGAGCAUAAAAGCAUUUUAAAAUAUUUUUGCGAUAAACGAAAAUGUAUUAAAUAAUUGUGAUAAAUGAAAAUGUAUUUGUCGAAGGUAAUCAUAAAUAGUGAGCUCUUUGAACACCCACAAGUAGAUCCUAACAAUCGGUGCAAGAAUUUGUCGAUUUUCUGCAAAGCCACAUCUGUGCGAAGACCAUUCAUCUGGUCAUCCUAUCCACGUAUAUUGCUUUUCAUAUGCAUUAUUAUAUGCUUUCCUUAGAUAAAAUGGCAGAAAUGAAGACUUUAGGAUGGGUCGAUUAUCUGGUUAUAGCGAUAAUGCUGUGUAUAAGUGCCGGAAUUGGUGUCUAUUACAGAUUUAGUGGAGGACGUCAAAAAACUAUGGAGGAGUACUUCGUUGCAAGUCGAUCAAUGAGCAUUAUACCUGUCGCUGUCGCCUUGGUGGUCUCUUUCAUGUCUGCUGUUACGCUGCUUGGUGUGUCCGCUGAGAAUUAUACAUAUGGGACACAAUUUGUUGUAAUAAACCUAUCGUAUCUGUUGGGCACUCCGAUUGUAUGCUAUGGAUUCCUACCAGUAUUCUUCAAAUUGCAGGCGACGAGCGCCUACGAGUACUUAGAAAAACGUUUCGGAGUAAGAGCUAGGAUGAUGGCUAGUUUUAUUUAUUGGAUUCAACUGCUUUUAUACUCAGGAGUGGUACUUUAUGCUCCUUCAUUAGCCUUAGAAGCGACAACAGGAAUUUCAAAGACUGCCAGCAUUGUUAUCAUUGGCCUCGUAUGCGCCUUUUACUCAACAAUAGGGGGCAUUAAGGCUGUGCUAAUUACUGACGUAUUUCAAGGCUUACUCAUGUUUGCCGCCGUGUUCUUAAUUAUUGGCACAGCUGCGAAUGACGUCGGAGGAUUGGGACAAAUCUGGGAAAUCGCGAGACAAGGACAACGACUUGAAUUUGAUAGCAUCGAUCUGGAUCCAACAGUAAGGCAUACCUGGUGGUCUCUUACGCUAGGUGGUUUAUGUACAUUUUUAUCACUUUAUGGAGUAAAUCAAGUACAAAUACAGCGUAUGUUGACUGUAAAAAAUAUAAAAGCUUCGCAAAGAGCCAUGUGGCUAUCAUGGCCUAUUCUAUCGCUUCUUUCGAUUACAACUUGCUUUUCAGGAUUGGCAAUAUAUAGCAAAUAUCAUAACUGUGAUCCAUUUCUCGAGAAAAAUAUUACUUCGCCUGAUAUGCUUAUGCCACUGUACGUUAUGGACACGGUGUCUAAUAUACCUGGUGUACCAGGCAUCUUUGUUGCAGGUAUUUUUAGCGCAGGCCUCAGCACGAUUUCUGCGGCGCAGAAUUCUUUAGCGGCAGUAACAUUGGAGGAUUACAUGAAACCUUUAUACAAAAAAUGGGUUGGACAUGAAUUUUCUCCUACAAAAUCAGCUUCCAUGGCUAAAGUGCUUGCUUUUACGUUCGGUAUUAUUUCAAUUGCGCUAGCGUUUCUAGCGCAAUUUUUAGGUGGACUACUUCAGGCUUCAUUAACUAUUUUUGGAGUAGUCGGGGGUCCUUUGUUGGGUGUUUUCACGCUUGGCAUGGGUACGGAAUCGGCGACAGAAAGCGGUGCAAUAAUCGGUGCUCUCACAGCAUUCUCAUUUUUAUUCUGGAUAGUCUUCGGUCAGCCACGUCCAAUACCACCUAAAUUGCCUACUACUAUCGAAGGCUGUGGUAAUAAUAUUGCAAAUAUAACAAUGUCCGUUUUGCAGAACGUCACGCAGAGCUUCUCUAAAAGCACCGGCGACAGUUCAUACUUCUAUUUGUAUCGUAUUUCGUACAUGUGGUAUUCACCUCUCGGAUUCUUAAUAACAUUUAUGCUUGGAUUGGUCAUUAGUAAUCUAUCUCGUUUGAUCUUCAAGAAACAAAACGAUGAAUUAGACACUGAUUUAUUCUUUCCUGUGUUAGCACGGCGUAUACGUUAUAGGCGAUGCAUGGAUGUAGAAAAUGAAGGAAAUUCUUCAUUAAGCAGAAAUUAUUCUCUUAACGAUAUAAUUCAUGGGAAAGAUGAUGCCGCUGAUAAAAUAUGUACAAAACUUUAAUAGUUUAAUUGUAAUUUUAGCUAGGUGUUAUGAAUACUUUGUACUUACAAUCGAAAAAAUUGAUGUUUAAGUCACAAGAGAGGGAAGGAAGAAAAUA